AUCAUACCACCGAAUAUCGCACGGUCCACACAAUCUGCAUCAACAUCUCCUCGCACGUUAGCCCUUUCCCACACUCACCUGCUAACUUGCACCAGAUUGGUUGAUCAAAACCUAGCUUCCUCUCCCUGUUGUUUGCCGCGUUGUGAAGACUAGUGUCGAGAUUUUCAAGUGGCUUCUGGCGGUUCUCCAGGUUUUUAUUCUUCCCCCUCCUAAUUUAUUUGAUAUAUUUUUCAAGCGACAAGUUUGGAACUUUUACCCUAAAACAUUGGAGUUUUAUGUAGAUUCGAUUGAAGAAAACAAGGAUACCCAUGUUGGGAAACGUGUUAGAACAAUUUUAUUUAGUGGUUUAUAGAAUUGGGCUAUUGUCAAUUUUCAUGCCUUUGAAACAUUAAUAAGCAAUGUAUGUUAAGGGUUAAUGAUUUGAUUGGUUUAUGUUGUUCUUUGUUGUUUAGAAUCUUUGUUGUAAAUGGGAAAUGUGGAAAUACCAAAAUGGCUUAAACGGUUGCCGUUGGCACCUGAAUUUCGGCCUACAGAUACCGAGUUUGCUGACCCCAUUGCAUAUAUAUCAAAGAUUGAGAAAGAAGCUGGUUCUUAUGGUAUAUGUAAGAUUAUUCCACCAUUUCCAAAACCAUCGAAAAAGUAUGUUUUUAACAAUUUGAAUAAGUCACUGUCCAAGUGUCCGGAAUUAGGAAGUGACGUGAAUGUUGGUUCUGUUUCGAGUUUUGGGGACAAUGAUGGUGAUGAGGGGGAAAGGAGGGCGGUGUUUACAACUCGACAUCAGGAGCUGGGACAGAGUGGGAGGAGAAUGAAAGGGGUGGCUAAUAGUCCACACUGUGGUGUGCAGAAGCAGGUGUGGCAAAGUGGGGAGAUUUAUACAUUAGAGCAGUUUGAAUCCAAGUCUAAGACAUUGGCCAAGAGUUUAUUGGGUGUGCUUAAGGAGGGAUCACCAUUGCACAUCGAGGCAUUAUUUUGGAAGGUGGCUUCAGAGAAGUCUGUAUAUGUGGAAUAUGCUAAUGAUGUCCCCGGAUCAGGUUUUGGGGAACCAGACGGUCAAUUUCGGUAUGUCCAUAGGAGGAAGAGGAAGAGGAUGUCAUACAGGAGGGAAAACCCUGAAUGCAAGAAAGAUGAGAACGAUACUGUAAAUAACUCACACAGGGAUGAGAAUAAAGAUACUCCCGCUAAAAGUAACCCAGAUUCAUUUGUAGAAACACCCAAGUCAUCAACGACAUUGUCAAUCAUGGUAUCAGAUGGAAAUUCUCUUUCUAAAAGAAAGAAUGUAAAUACUGGCAAUGAUAUGGAAGGUACCUCUGGUUGGAAGCUUUCAAAUAGUCCUUGGAAUCUUCAAGUGAUUGCUCGCUCAGCUGGCUCACUUACACGUUUUAUGCCUGAUGAUAUUCCUGGUGUUACUUCUCCCAUGGUUUAUAUUGGCAUGCUGUUUAGCUGGUUUGCAUGGCACGUUGAAGAUCAUGAGCUUCAUAGCAUGAAUUUUCUUCAUACUGGCUCUUCAAAGACUUGGUAUGCUGUUCCUGGAGAUCAUGCAUUUGCUUUUGAGGAAGUUAUCCGCACUGAGGGUUAUGGUGGUAACAUUGACCGCUUAGCUGCUCUGUCAUUAUUGGGUGAGAAGACAACUCUUGUAUCACCUGAGUUGAUUGUCGCAUCUGGCAUUCCUUGUUGUAGGUUAAUACAGAAUCCUGGUGAAUUUGUUGUAACUUUUCCGAGAGCCUACCAUGUAGGACUCAGCCAUGGUUUUAAUUGCGGGGAAGCUGCAAACUUUGGAACUCCGCAGUGGCUUCAAGUUGCUAAGGAAGCUGCUGUGCGUAGAGCGGCUAUGAACUAUCUUCCAAUGCUUUCUCAUCAGCAGUUGUUAUACCUUUUGACCAUGUCCUUUUUGUCAAGGAUACCAAGAUCCUUGCUACCUGGUGCUCGCAGUUCUCGUCUGAGAGAUCGCUUGAAGGAAGAACGAGAGGUGUUAAUAAAGAAGGCUUUUAUAGAAGAUUUGUUAACCGAAAAUAAAUUGUUAUCUCUUCUUCUAAAAACAGAAUCGACUUAUCGUGCAAUAAUGUGGGACCCUUUGUUACUUCCUUGUGUGAGAAAAGAUUCCGAAUUGCCCAGCGGAAUUGCUACAGAUUCUACAAUGCUGCAGGAAAAUGUUUCUGACAUUCACAGUGAAGAUAAAUCUAGUCAAAGACUCUUAGAUGAAAUGAGCUUCUACAUGGAAAAUCUGAACUAUUUAUAUUCUAAUGAUGACGAUUUGACAUGUGAUUUACAAGUUGAUUCAGGGACAUUGGCUUGUGUGGCUUGUGGAAUUCUAGGCUAUCCAUUUAUGUCCGUGGUACAACCACGUGAGGGAGCAACUAUGGAACUUCUACCUGCGAAUCAUCUUUCAUGUCAAGGUCCAACAGUCUUGAAACCUAACAAUAUCCAUUCUUGUCCUGUUGAGGGAUCAAUUUCGGACAAUCUCAGUCAUGUGGAUCUAUCACUUCCUUCCAAGAAUUCACCAUUUCCAUCAAUAACUAAGGUUUCCCAAGGAUGGAAUACCUGUAACAAAUAUCUGAGACCUCGGAUUUUCUGCCUGGAGCAUGCUCUCCAAGUCGAUGAGCUUUUGCGGUCCAAAGGUGGAGCGAAAAUGCUGGUAAUUUGUCAUUCAGAUUAUCAGAAAAUAAAGGCACAAGCAAUACCUGUUGCAGACGCGAUUGGUACCCCGUUCAAUUUUAAUGAUGUUCCACUAGAAGCCGCAUCCAAGGAGGAUCUGAAUUUGAUCAAUUUUGCGAUUGAUGAUGAACAUGAUGAAAUUCUGGAAGACUGGACCACCGAACUUGGUGUUAACUUGCGGUACUGUGUCAAAGUCCGAAAGAACUCUCCAUUUAAGCAAGUCCAGCAUGCACUGCCAUUGAGUGGUCUUUUCAGUGAUAAAUACAGCAGUUCGGAGUUAAUAAAUGUCAAAUGGCAGUCGAGAAAAUCCCGUUCCAAAGGCAAGUUAAACCAUCCAUCACCGUCUAAACCACAUGAAAGUGUUGAAAUGAAAGUAGAUGAAAUAUUGGUGGAAAAGCUUGAUAGCAACAUUUCUAAAUAUGGGCUGAAAAUUAUUCAGUAUUCAAGAAGGAAGAAAAGCAAACCGGAUUUUUCAACUGGAGCUGGUGGGGUCAGUGAGCCGUUGAAGAAUGACUUGCCAAAAGAAGAUAUGGGAAAUAAAUCCAAGAUAAAUACCAGAAAUGAGUCAAUUCGGACUCAACUUGAGAUCCUGACUACCUCAGUGGUACAAAAUGACCAGAAUGAAAUUUUGGAGGAAUUGGAUCCGGAUGAUGAAACUCGGAGUUUGACAGCCUGUGCUAGUUCUCAAAAGAAAUGCGAGAUCAAGCUCACAGAGAGUAACACUGCGAGUGAUGAGAUUUCUCCUGCCGGCGAGUGUUCUAAAUGCUGCAUUUCUGUGGAUCAUGAAAGAUAUGUGGAGAACACUGCCACUGCUACCAAGGUUUGCAAUUCACUUUCUGAAGGACGGGUUGAGAAACCGGCUUCCGGUUAUGAUUUGGUGAAUCUUGGUAAUUCAGCAAGUUCAAGAUCUGCUCGGCCAUGUGCUGGAACAUUUGAUAAAGGAUUAGAGGAUACAACUAUUCUAAAGUUGUCCAUAAACUCAUAUAUGACAUCUGAGAACGAAGUGCAGCAAGAAACUGAAGCUACCAGCAAAAAUAACUACAAGGCGAUGUUAAGAUCGGAAGAUCGGAAGGAGCCCUGUGCUGCAGCAGAUUCUUUUGAUGGUACUUCUUCCGAGAAUAAAGCACAGAAGCAGGAAAUCCAGAUUAAUGCAAGGAAGGAAGGGGGCAUUGAUCACUCUUCUAACCUCUCUGUUGAAAAACAUUCCCUAAUUUCAAAGAAUCCUUGUGCCAAAGAAGAUUGGCAUACUGGUGUGACCUUAGAUGAUGAAGUAUUGCAAGAAACUCAAGCUACAAAAAGAAUCGCUAGGGAUGAAGUUAUAAGUGGUUCUGAUUUGCCAAUCCAAGAAAAGCAGCCUACUCACGUGGUGAUAGAAGAUUGCUGUGAGGUUCACCAAGACAGCAGUUCUCAGGACGUGCCGUGUGCUGCUGCAACAGCAGAUGAGGGAACUGUUUCUAUGAAUCAGAAAGCUAUCGCUACAGAGACUGGUACUACCAUGAAUGUAAAUGAUGGCGACGGAGAUUGUUCGUCGGCAGAGAAUGGAGAUCAUGAGUCUGUCAUGGCAGAUUGUAAAUCAAGUGUUAUGUAUGGAAGAAAGAGGAAGACGGAACUGGAGGAAACACAUGAAAAGGUUGACAGCAAUGGCUUUAUUAGAAGUCCAUGUGAAGGGUUAAGGCCGAGGGAUCGGAAAGAUGCAACCAACGGUCUUAAUGCAUGUAAAGCAUCUUCUGAGAGGCUGCCAACAAAAGAGAUGAGAAAACCUUCAGUUCAUACCCAGAGUAAGAAGAAAAUAAAAAAUGGGUCUCAUGGAUGUGACCUGGAAGGCUGCCAUAUGAGUUUCGAGACAGAGGAUGAGUUGAGGUUGCACAAACGGAAUCGGUGCCCGUAUGAUGGCUGUGGUAAGAAAUUCCGUUCCCACAAAUAUGCAAUCCUUCAUCAACGAGUCCAUGAUGAUGAUAGGCCCCUCAAGUGCCCAUGGAAAGGUUGUUCCAUGUCAUUCAAGUGGGCAUGGGCUAGGACCGAGCAUAUACGGGUGCAUACUGGAGAACGCCCGUAUCAAUGCAAGGUUGAAGGUUGUGGCCUUUCUUUCAGGUUUGUGUCUGACUAUAGCCGACAUAGACGGAAAACUGGUCAUUACAUAAACUCUUCGGCCUGAAAGUUGGUCAUUAUAGUUAGGUUUCAUCUGUAAUGCACCUGGGUAUGGGUUCCGGGGCCGUAACAGGUCUAACGGAAACAUGUACAAACUGGAAGAUUCUGAUUAGGCAUAGUUUAGGACUAAACUGAUAUUUUUCUAGAUUGGCAUUCUCCAAUCAUUUGAAUGCUAUUAGGAGUGGAAGAUACUUCUCAGCUUAUUU
Messenger RNA from Hibiscus syriacus, 5006 nucleotides. RefSeq names its product probable lysine-specific demethylase ELF6. Gene Ontology annotation, cellular component: nucleus. Gene Ontology annotation, biological process: chromatin remodeling. The record is from RefSeq and is a predicted model, not a curated record. NCBI's taxonomy places the organism in Eukaryota, Viridiplantae, Streptophyta, Magnoliopsida, Malvales, Malvaceae. Gene Ontology annotation, molecular function: histone H3K4me/H3K4me2/H3K4me3 demethylase activity.